AUGGCAGGCGACAUGUCUCCUGCGCGAGAUCUGUCUUUUCUCAACUACUCCGCCAAACUUGUCGUCCGUCAAGACAACUGUGUCGGCUGCAGCGCGGGCGAAAAGCUCAUUUGCCCAACAUGCCCGACCGGACAAAGUUGCGGCUUCACCACACAAAGCUGCACCGAGUGCCCGAAAGCCUUCUGCCGAGUCACCGGUUCCAGCGAUGGCACCACUGGCGGAGGAAGCAACGACAGCGCAAGCAAAGGUCACGACGGUCCUAGUGCCGGUCCUAUAGCAGGUGGUGUCAUUGGUGGCAUCAUUGUCAUUGCUCUCCUUACCUACCUGGUUUGGCGAUUCCUCAUCAAGCCCAAGCGAGCCAGCCGCCUCGACGACCGCCACAUCUCCAUCUACGAAGCCGACAGUACCCCAACGCAGGGUGUCGAGAAGUGUGACCAAUCGAACCUGGGCCGACGUGCAUCUACGCACACGGUUCACUCAAUAGCCUCGACCGUCCUGACCCGUGCCUCCAACAUUAUUCAGAUUGCCUACAUUCCCGGAGUCACCAACCGCGCGACCCCAACAUCGCCAGAUGUACUCGUGCCCCCGGUUCCUCCUAUUCCUGUCCAUCACAACGGAGAAGUCAAUGGCUCCGAGCACUUCUUUGUGCCCGGAAACCUGCGUGAUUCGACCUACUCUGGCUUCUCUGCGACGACGGAUAGAACCUCAUACGCCCCGCGUGCCAGCAUUGCGUCGACCAUCUACGGCAGACAGGCCGAAAUUCAGACGGCCUCGCAGGCUGGUAUGCGUGCCAAGCCCACUGUCGUCAGUGUGAAGCCCGGUGCCAAUGCGCCUCCCGUCCCCGCCAUUGACAUGGAGCGAUUUGGUCCUCCCAACCGACCCGCGAGCACCGCCAGCAACUUUAGCGUCGGCGCAACCUACACGGCUACGCAAGGCCGAGCUCAGGUAGUCAAGGUCGGCGGACUGAAGAAGAUUGAUAUUGGCGCCAAGCAGGAAGGCAGCUCGCUGUCGGUCGUGUCUUCCAACGAGUCACUGAGCAGUAAGGAGAGCUCGGACGAGAUUGGCACCAUCCAUAUUGCCCAGGAGCCAGAGCCGCGUGGCACGAGUCCGUUUGCCGACCCGCCCAGCGCUACGCCGCGAGCUGCGAACCUGGCGGCGAUUACGGAAGAAAAGGGCGACGGCGAGUCUGCAAGGAAUAGCAAGACUAGCGGCGGACCUUUUGGUGACGAACAUGCUACGAAGGAUUAA
Beauveria bassiana ARSEF 2860 is the source of this 1248-nucleotide messenger RNA. Its product is annotated as OPY2 protein. The record is from RefSeq and is a predicted model, not a curated record. The coding region runs from base 1 to 1248 and encodes 415 amino acids. The transcript has 2 exons. NCBI's taxonomy places the organism in Eukaryota, Fungi, Ascomycota, Sordariomycetes, Hypocreales, Cordycipitaceae.